UUUAAGAGAGUCUGAAAUGGUACGAAAUUCAGCUAAAAUAUCAACAAAAUUUGAAGAAAUGCAAAAAUUGAAAUUUGAGUUCAAACCACAAAGUUUGGUGAUCAGGUUGUGACUUUAAAGACACAGGAACGGGUGAAUGGAUGGACUAAAACUCAUGAUUUUAAAACAAGAAAGUGUGCAGAACCUUGAAAAGAUGCAGGAAAAUGUCCAUUUAAAUGUCUUUUCCAAAAUGUCUUGCUUUAAACUCUGACAUCUAGUAUUUGACACAUUGAGACAGAAACAUGAGGCUGAUGGCACAAAGAUCAAAAUGUCUACUUUGGUCUGGUAAACUGAUAAAUCCAUUUCCAAAUGUUUCUUCUAAGAAAACUGAAUCUUGAGAUAAUCGUGUUUAUCUGAUUUUUCCAACUAUUAAGUUGAAUUUCAUUUCUUUUGAAGUUUUGUUUUCCUCAAAACUUUAUCCAAAACUUUAUUUCUUGCAACAAUAAAUGGUGUCUUAACAGCUUUUGAACAAUCAGACUCAUCUUUAGUUAUCAUGAGAAAAAUUAUUUGGUCACAGAUGCUUGACAAAGCAGCAAACAAACAAACAAACAAACAAACAAACAAACAAACAAACAGUAAAAGAAAAGUCAAACACAUAACAAAUUCAAAUUUAAACUAUAAAAAACCAAAACCAUUUUACAUUGAAUCUGUUAGAGGACACUUUAAACAGUGACAAAAUAAUGAGGAGCAGAAACAGAUGGAAAGUCAGGAUCUCAGUGUAAAAAGGUUGUAUAAGAAAGUCUUCUUAGCUAAUACAAACAAUUAUUGUUUUGAAAAUAUAUAUUAUGACAUAUAAAUAAAUAAACAUUUUAAUGGACUCCCAUAGGAUGGUUUCAUAGUAGACAAAGUUUUAAAAAUAUUCAUCUGAACUUUGUCUUUUUAGAUUUCAAGUUUUACAUUGAUUAGAAAGUAAAGAAAAAAAUGUAUGAAGAUGAUGCCAUCUUCUAUACAGUGUAAUUUCUCAUAAUCAUGAAUUGAUGUUUUUGCAGCAAUGCAUACAGAAAACACACGUCACUGUAGAUUCAAUAUAUAUGUUUAUCAAUUAUCAAUAUUGAUAUGGUCAUGAAUGUAGACGGUGGCAGUCAGGCAAAAAAUCAAUUGUCUUAAAAAGAAACCGGGUGUUGUGUUUAUUGUCUCUGAUGGGUUUUGAAAUAAAAGUGUCCUUGCCUAAAAAAAAUAAAAAAAUAAAUAAAAAAAAUAAAUAAAAAAAUAAAUAAAAUAAAAAUAAAAAAAUAAAUAAAAGUGUCCUUGCCUGUUUGACAGCAUGGUUGUAGAUUUUUAGGCAUCUUUGAAUUCAGUUUCAGUGUUUUUGUUUCCAGCAGAGCUGCUGAAUCGAUGGUAAACUUCCAUCUGACAUUAAAAUUAUCAAUCAGAGAAUCACAGGACAACGGUGAAAUCUGAGCUGGAGCUUGUUUUAAAUUGUCACUGAAGUUUUCUGCCACUUCAGGAGUUAUAUAUCAUUUUGUUAGUUCUCACAAAAGUCUCAUGAUUGAUAAAACACACAAUAAUGGUCUGACACAGCCAAGUCAAUAUCAGACAACACAACAGCAGACAGGCCGGAGAUGGGACCAAGUCCAGGGUGUGUCCUCUGUUGUGAGUCGGCUGUGCCCCAUGCUAUGAGGUUCCAUUUGUGUCCACUGUCUAUGUCUGCUGAACGAGUUCAUUGAACUCCAUGAACAUUGUUCAUUCAUCAUGCGUUGUGUUUAAAACUUCGCAUUUGUCUUUGUUAUUGUCGCUACCCCCUGUCGUCUGACUUUGUCGCCAGGAAAGUCCUUAGCAACCGUUGCUCUUGUCGUUAGCUACGACAUUUCCCCAAGUCGUGUCGUUAGAUCUUGUCUUUUUUCAAAUGUUGCCAAAGUCGUCAGACAAGUCCUUUGUACGGUGGGUAAAUUGUUUCUUGUACUACCGCAGAAUGGAAAAAAAGUUUAUUGAAGCCGGCGCUAGCGUUGAGCAUGACAAACACUUUUUUAAAAUAAACUUUAUUGAUAUUCCUGCAAACGGCCAUUGCCAGAAAGACGGGGGCGCAUGCAAACAACGUUUUCACGUUCCCGAAGCGACUCUUGCUUGAGACGACUGUUGUUGUGAUUUUGGGCUAUACAAAUAAAAUUGAAUUGAAUUGAAUUGAAUUGUUUUAAGUUAUUUAGAGUAUGGCUUAAGUUAAAUCUGGUGAUGAAACUGUUAUUUAAGUCUUUAAAAAAAUAACUGAUCUUUAUCAAAAAUGUUGUCACAAAUCAGGUGGAUAAACGAGGAACAGACGGGCCAAAAACUUUGACUGGAUUUUGAGUUUGGGACCAGUAUGAUGCUCUUUUGGGCGCCUCUGCUCCUUGUUUCUCUAUCAGAUUUGUUUGAUAAAGAUUAGCUAUAUUUCAAAAGACUUUUAAAUAAUAGUAUCUUCACAAGAUUUAAUUGAAGCCAUAAUCUAAAUCCUUUUAAACUAUUGGCAAGUUGCAAUGGUAAUGUGAAACCCUUGUAUGCAUGCACCCCCCCCCCCACACACACACUUCUGGCAAUAGGCAUUUGCAGGAAUAUCAAUAAAGGUUUUUAUUUCUUUUUUUUCAAAUGUGUUUUGUUCUGUGGCUUGGCGAGCUCACCCCUCGCAGGCAGGAGUUUACAGCUCCUCACGCCGAUGACGGGAGUCCACCAGCAGAUCAGGAAGGACGGAACCGCCUAAAGUCACCGAGCUUGGCCCAGAUGUUCCUGUAUAACGACCAGGACAGGCCUUCAGGAGCACGACAUUCCCGCUGCUUCUACCACGACGGAGGAAGGAGGGAAAUUCUUAGAGGAAAGAUGCGUUUCUGACCACCGAUAUGUCUAUCCGGCAGCCCGGAAGGACCGGUUCAGUUGGGCGAAAAGCUCUCAGUUUAUUCUGAAGUUCUUUUCAGCCUCAUGAGAAGCUGCUCAUGAAGAUGAAGAUUAAAAAAACACCAAUUGGGUCAGUCUCACGUGACCACAAGGACUGACGUCACCACACGUGUUGGCAGUCACGUGAGGUGAGGGACAGACAAACAGUGAUGUCACCAGAGGGCGUGGCAUUAAAAUGAUGUCAUCUCCAGACACGUACAGAAAAAUGAUGUCAUAAUGAUGUCAAAUGAUGUCAUAAUGAUGUAAUUUCAGAGGAAUUAAAAUGAUUAAAAUGACAUCAUUUGACAUCGUUUGACGUCAUUUGAUAUCCAGUUACUUCCUCUCCAAAGUUUCUAAAUACUCCAUCUUUCUGAGUCUUGCAGCAUUUUAAAGAUCUAAAGAGAGAUUUCCAAGCAUUUACAGAAAUUCGUGUUUCCAAAAACGUUCAAGCCUUCAGCUCUUUCACAAAUUCACUUCAAUCCAGAACCAGCCAUGUUCCACAACAAUGUGUUUAAAGGUCUUGGAGCUACCAGCUCUUCAACUGAAUCCCUCUGGGAUUCGGACAGCGAGACGCCAGACCACACCAGAAAGCAGGAGCAGGGAUUCAAAGGAUUCACUCAGAGAGCAAAGCAAAGUGUUUGGAAAUGGUUCAAACGCGGAAAUAAAACCCCCAGGGAUCAGAUAACCUGGGAGGACCUGUACAAGGACAAACAGCAGGAACUGGAUUAUUUUGUGGAGCAGAACAAUUCUCUCCGGACAGCUCUCCAAAACCUGCAGAUGCUCCUUAAGGAAGCUGAGAAGCUGAGAAACGAUUCCAUCUCAGCCGACCUCACUGACAGAGCUCUGAACUUCACGUAUCUGACACGUGAGGCUGAAGGAGUUCAGGAAGAUCAGCCUGGAUUUCAAGCAGAAAGUCAACACCAACACGAUCAAACCAGCAUCUUGGACUUAGAGCUGCAAAAUGAGGAAAUGGCCCAGGAACUUGAAAAGCUUCAGGACAAACUUCUUGUUUUGUCAGACAGAAAAGCCAAGUAUGACCCUGCAGGAGACCACCUCAAAGCUGCCCAGGACCAGAACUCAGUCCUCAAAGAAAAGCUUCUGGAACUUCAAUUAAAGAUCCAACAAGAGGAAGCUCUCCUGAUGAUGACUCCGGACAUUUCUCCUGAGGAUCUGCAGGAAGAAUACCGAGAUCAGAUCCAGGCCUUAGAGCAGGAAAAUGCAGUUCUCCAGAAGGACUUGGAAGAUCUCAAGAAAAAACGCAGUAAAGAAGCAGCAAUGAGGAUCGAUUUGAUAUGCAUUGAAGCCCAAAAAAGCCACUUGGAGGACCAAUGCCAGCACAUCCGGGAGGUCAUUCAGAUCCACAGUGAACAGCAGGAUGGAGAACUCGUCUAUCCUGAACAGAUCCAGGAGUUGAAAUGUCAAAUAAAUUCCCUUGAAAAAGAAAAGGAAGACCUUCUGGAAGAACAAAGGAAGGUGGAAAAUGCAGAAUCAGACAUUAAAAUGCUGCUAAAAGAAUUCCAUCAGGUGGUAAAAAAUGUAGAUGAAUUGAAAAAGGAAAACUGCCACCUGAAAUGGGAAUUCAUGGAGCUGAACGUGGAUUUCUUUGAGAGACAACAAAUACCGGCGAAGCUCGAAGUUUCAAGAAAAGAACAGGAGUCUUUGAGGAAGGAGAAUGCAGUUCUGGCUGAGCAGGUUUCAGAAUGGAGAUCCAAGUUCCACCAGCAGAAAUCUGUCCAGAACCAGCCUCAGAGUCCUGCUAGAAAGCGGCCAAGUCUGAUCCCCAAACCCGUGUCUGUGAGAAACCCAGAACCAAAGCAGGUUUCCAUGGAUACUGGAAGGACCCAACAGCCUCAGAGUUCUCCUAGAAACCGGCCAAUUCUGAGACCCAGACCCGUGUCUGUGAGAAUUCCAGAACCAAAGCAGGUUUCCAUGGAUACUGGAAGGACCCAACAGCCUCAGAGUUCUCCUAGAAACCGGCCAGGUCUGAGACCCAGACCCGUGUCUGUGAAGACCCCGGAACCAAAGCAGGUUUCCAUGGAUACUGGAAGGACCCAACAGCCUCAGAGUCUUGCUAGAAACCAGCCAAGUUUGAGCCCCAAACCCGUGUCUGUGAAAAGGUCUGAACUACCAAAGAAGGUUCCCAAGGGUCCUAAAAAGACCCAACCUAAGAAACAACAGAGCCUCAGAGAGCUAGAAAGAGGCUGGAGAACGUAGUGGAUCUAGAAAUCUUUAUUUAGCUUGUAGGAUGUUUGCUGGGAUUAGAUCCA
This is a messenger RNA of Oryzias latipes (Japanese medaka), 5147 nucleotides long. Lineage: Eukaryota; Metazoa; Chordata; Actinopteri; Beloniformes; Adrianichthyidae. The record is from RefSeq and is a predicted model, not a curated record.